AUGCCGGUGAGCAGGAUCGCCAUCGGCGCCCCGGGGGAGCUGUCCCACCCGGACACCUUCCGCGCCGGCGUCGCCGAGUUCAUCUCCAUGCUCAUCUUCGUCUUCGCCGGCUCAGGCUCCGGCAUGGCCUUCGGCAAGCUGACUGACGGCGGCGCGACGACGCCGGCGGGGCUUAUCGCGGCGGCGCUGGCGCACGCGUUCGCGCUCUUCGUGGCCGUCUCCGUGGGCGCCAACAUCUCCGGCGGGCACGUGAACCCGGCCGUCACAUUCGGCGCCUUCGUGGGCGGCAACAUCAGCCUGCUCAAGGCCGUGGUGUACUGGGUGGCGCAGCUGCUCGGCUCCGUCGUGGCCUGCCUCCUCCUCAAGAUCGCCACCGGCGGCGAGGCCGUGGGCGCCUUCUCGCUCUCCGCCGGCGUCGGCGUCUGGAACGCCGUGGUGUUCGAGAUCGUCAUGACCUUCGGGCUCGUCUACACGGUGUACGCCACCGCGGUCGACCCCAAGCGCGGCGACCUCGGGGUGAUCGCGCCCAUCGCCAUCGGCUUCAUCGUCGGCGCCAACAUCCUCGCCGGCGGCGCCUUCGACGGCGCCUCCAUGAACCCCGCCGUCUCCUUCGGCCCCGCUGUCGUCAGCGGCGUCUGGGAGAACCACUGGGUCUACUGGCUCGGCCCCUUCGCCGGCGCCGCCAUCGCCGCCCUCGUCUACGACAUCUGCUUCAUCGGCCAGCGCCCCCACGAGCAGCUCCCCACCGCCGACUACUGA
Molecule: messenger RNA, 759 nt
Organism: Triticum turgidum subsp. durum (durum wheat)
Lineage: Eukaryota; Viridiplantae; Streptophyta; Magnoliopsida; Poales; Poaceae
Source: the annotation of a GenBank genome assembly